AUGUUGCCGCAGGGACCGCCCGGGACUCUCAACAGGACAGCUGCAAAGCUGCAGGAGCUCAGCCUAGCUGCGAACCUGCUGCCCAGCUGGAAUGAGGUUUCCAGGCUGGCUGAGGAGCUGCCUUCGCUAUGCAGCCUGGACCUCAGCUGGAAUCGCAUGGCCUUCCCUUCGGCAUCCACAGACAGUCCUGCGUUCGCAGCUCUGCGCCUGCUUGUACUCAACUUCUGCUGCCUUGCUUGGGAACAGGUCCAAAGCAUUGAAAAGGCACUGCCAGCACUUGAGGAGCUGUGUCUUUGUGGGAACGGCAUUGAGAAAAUUGAGAACAGCAUCCAUGGGUUUCAAAUGCUCAAGGUACUGAAGCUGAGGUCAACUUCACUGGCAGGGUCAGAAUUCAAGCAGCUGGAUUGUUUGCUGCUCGGCAACAACAAGCUCAACAGCUGGCAGUCAAUCGACGCGCUGGCACAUUUUGAGCGUCUGAAAGAGGUGAUAGCCAGACUGCCUCAUCUGACCACCCUCAAUGCCAGUACUAUAUCACCAUAUGAACGGAAGGAAUCAGAGCUGCGAUACAUGAGGGCCAUCCUGGGGGAGCUGCAUGGACUAUCCAGCGAUCUUGAUGCACAGACCAAGCUGAAUGCCAUGCACCCGCGCCUGACAAAGCUGCAAGCAAAGUAUGGGGAUACAGGCGCGCCAGCAGUUGCUGCAGCGUCUGCCCCAAGUGCCCUGUCCAGCAACAUGCUGCAGCUGAGGCUCACCUGCACAGCCAGCAACAGUACUUCCGUGACUAAGAAGCUGCCCAGGAAUAUGAACUUGAGGAAGUUGAAGCAACUGUGCGAGCGGCUUUUCAAGCUGCCAGCCCAGCAUCAGGCUCUCAGCGCGAGGGGCCCUACUGGAGAUGGCAUGCUCAGAAGCUUAGGGAUCGAUGACGAGGCAAUCCUGGGAAGCUUUGAUCUAGAGGAUGGGACAGAGCUGCUUGUGGCAGAGCUGGAUGUGAAAGCAGUCGAGCGAGAAGCAGCAGAACAGCGUGCUGCUCUUUGUGCUGAGCACGAGCAGCGCCUCACUCAUCAGGCAAAGGGCAUGGAAUUGCUGACAGCAGCGCGAGAUGAGCGGCUUGUAGGCACAUUGAGACCAAGCUUGAUUUAGAACCGCGUGUACCUGUAAAGUCAGCAUCAUGAUCAGUGUGUUUGAAAUAGAUCUGAGUUUGUCAGAGUUUGUGUACUCAACAUAUGUCUUAUUGCUAUUGCCUGCCAGUGGCAUGCAUGUCAGGGCGCACAGGCAUGGUCUUCCGGAGGAAUGGAUAAUGCAGCAUGGGUGUGAUUGCAUCAGUGCACCUGGUCUAUAAUCAGGAUGGAUUGAUUC
Molecule: messenger RNA, 1356 nt
Organism: Coccomyxa subellipsoidea C-169
Lineage: Eukaryota; Viridiplantae; Chlorophyta; Trebouxiophyceae; Coccomyxaceae
Exons: 9
Coding region: 1-1140 (379 amino acids)
Molecular function (GO): protein binding
Source: RefSeq, a predicted model, not a curated record